Molecule: messenger RNA, 1130 nt
Organism: Fukomys damarensis (Damara mole-rat)
Lineage: Eukaryota; Metazoa; Chordata; Mammalia; Rodentia; Bathyergidae
Product: transcription elongation factor A protein-like 3
Exons: 3
Coding region: 298-897 (199 amino acids)
Source: RefSeq, a predicted model, not a curated record
GUGACUGACCGGGCACCUACUUGGGCACCAACCCCAGCUCCCACUCUGCGGUUGGGUUCCUGCGCUCGCGUGGAACCAGCGCCUGAGCUGCCCACGGUGGCUGGCGAGCGGUGAGCGGCUUCUGCCAGCCCAAGGAGGCACGGGCCUGUCCUGGGUCCUCCCAAGUCGGUAAGAAGCCGAGCGCUGCCUGCGGACCCCGGCCAGAGGUAGAGGUGUGCGCAUUUGUUGUGGCUGACGCUCUGUGAGACCUGAAGAGAAGGAGCUACCUGCCCAGGAUCCCCACAGGACAGGAACAGAAUGGAAAAUCCCGACCUGGAAAAACUCUGCAAUGAAAAUGAAGAAAAGGAAGAAAAUGCAGAAGAAAAAAUAGAGCCUGAAGAUGAAAGAAAGUCAGAAGAGAAAGGGAAGCCUGACCAUGAGGGGAAGCCAGCAUGCGAGGGGAAGCUAGAGGGUGAAAUAGAGCCAGAUGUUGAGGGACAUGGGAAAGAGGAGGGCAAGCCCGAAACACAGGGUAAGUUGGGCAAGCCACAGGAUGAGGGCAAGCCAGAAUCCCAGGCACAGCCGCCCAGCAAACAGCAGGCUGCUGAAAAGCGCCCCAUGGAAGAUUAUGUGCCCCGCAAAGCAAAAAGAAAAACGGAUAGGGGGGCUGAGGAUUUCCCCAAGGACUCUCAGGAGAAUUUACCGAACAGUCAUUUGAGCAGGCAGGGGAUGAUGAGAGAGUUUGCAGACAUGUCAAGGUCUCAGGAACAGCUAAAGAAAAAGCAGAGGAUGAAUAAUUUUCAUUGGAUGCAAAGAGAGCUACUAGAUGCAUAUCCCCCAAGGGGCCCAAGGGGGAUCAGGGGAGUGAGGGGUGGAGGUAGGAGCCAAAGAGGAUUGCAGGAUAUCCCAUAUCUUUAAUUCCUUUGGUCUUUGAUUCCUACUUUGCUGAUGAGCAUAGUCCUGGACCUGCUUACCCUGGUAGAUAUUUUCUGGAUCCUGUGCUUUAACCUUAAGCUGAUACCUUGCUUUAGGUAUUACUGUCCUUACCAACAGCCUUUUGACCCAACUACAGCGCUUUGCCUUUUAGUACAGUACUGGAUUUUCUUCCAUAUGCAUGUACAUUGUAAAACAAUAAUAAAAAAGUUUGCAGA